UGCUUCUGCUAGAGAUGGUCAUGAAGUGUCGUGGAAGCUGAAUUUCCUCUCUUAAAAUAUAAAAUAAUUGUAAAAAUAAACAACAAUUAUGAUGUCUUUCUCAGGCCGUAAACAUUUAAUUCCUAUACAAGUCAUUUAUUUCUUCUUAUUUUCAGGUUUGGCAUGUCUUACUCCUUUUCUAAGUCCUCAUACCAGAGAUCUUGGAUUAACGUAUAGAGAAACCAUUGUAGUCAACACCGCAGCAGCAUUUAUUAGUAUUUUUGGACCCCUCAUCGCCGGAAUAAUUGCAGACAGACACGCUAAAUAUAAAACCUUUAUCGUUUUAUCAUUGUUUCUAUCAGCUGCUAGUUACACGGGUUUACUUUUCAUCCCUCGAGUGUUGCGAUUCACUAGACAACCCAUCAUUGAAUUCGAUUGCCCAGAUGCUGUUAGAUUGGAGAAAUGUAGCAGUUGGUCAAGUUGUACCGAUGCAGGAAUCAUUACUGAUAACAUGACGACAUUUACACUAUCCGGAUGCCAGUAUCAGUGCCGUAACACUUUCAACACCACGUAUCCUCUACACGUGUGCUUUCAGGGUAGCAAAGAAACUCUGUGCACAGUUUACGAUCAGCAAACUGAAAAACAAGUAAAGUUCCAAUCACGUUUUGUUCCAUGGAUGUUUGAAGAGCAGCAAAGUAUCCAGAAAUCUGUUUUUCUUUCAGCGACACCAGAGAUGCCCGAUCAUAUAGGUGUUUGCAACUUUCGACCUGUGGCACCCAUAAUUUUCAACGAGAAAGUUCAUCAAGACAUACAUUGCCGACCGAUGCCAGAACAUUGUUCCAUUAAGUGUUUCCUUAAAUUAACAUACAAGAACCACUCGUUGGAUCCCGCACCUUGUGAAGAUGUAUUAGGUGACUCUACUUUGACCUUCUGGGUGUACUUAGGUGUAAGAUCUUUUGCUGACUUAUGCAUCAUGACUGUCAUCUGCUUACUAGAUGCAGUAACCAUCUCCAGUAUUAACGAUUUUUAUGGAUUAUAUGGAAGAAUGCACGUUUGGGCCGCUUUGGGUUUAGCCAUAUUUUCACCCGUUGCCGGUGUCCUUAUCGAUUAUUACAGUGGAAUUGCUGGAAAGCCAGAUUACUCUCCAGCGAUCUUUAUUUUUGAUGGUCUUGCUCUUAUUACUUGUGCAUUAAUUAUCGCUUUACCUAUCGAAGCAGGAACUAAUGCAAGAUAUGUUGUAUCACCAGAAAGAAGCAGAAAGAAGUUAAAAUUCUGCACAUGGGAAAUGUCCUUUCUUAUUUUCUUAGUAUUGAUAUUGGGUACUCAAUGGGGUUUCAUGGAAACUUUUCUUCUGUGGUUCUACGUAGAUGAAGUUGGCUGCUCCAAACUGAUAUUGGGAUUGACAGUUACUGUUGGGUUUGCUGGAAGUAUACCAUUUUUGAUAAUCUCUAAGAAUAUGGUGAGAAAUAUUGGAAGAGCCCAUCUCAUUGUCUUUGCCUUUCUUUUCUACGGAAUACGCUUUGCUGGGAUAUCUUAUAUAAUAUAUCCUUGGUGGUCUUUGCCUUUUGAAGCUAUGGAAACAUUUACAAUAAGUGUCGCUUGGAUUGGUAUCGUUGCUUAUGGACAGAGCUUGAUAUCCAGAGGUGCCCGUCUUAAAGUGCAGUACCUGUUUAACCUAUUGCACUUCUGCGCUGAUAAUAAAGAUUUUAUAAAAUCACUCGCUCUGUAG
Molecule: messenger RNA, 1708 nt
Organism: Centruroides sculpturatus (bark scorpion)
Lineage: Eukaryota; Metazoa; Arthropoda; Arachnida; Scorpiones; Buthidae
Exons: 5
Coding region: 89-1708 (539 amino acids)
Cellular component (GO): membrane
Source: RefSeq, a predicted model, not a curated record